AUGACGAACGCCACGGCAGGGAUACAAGGCUUCGCCUCCCGCCGCAAUAAUACCUGUUUGGAGGAUGAAGUCAGCUGCGGCCACACUUGGGGGACCCAGUAUGCCUGUUGUCCCAGUGGCUCCUACUGCCCGGGCUCCAAAGUCAGCAUCCCCAACAACGUUUGCUGUCCCAGUUGGACCGAUUGCACUGCUCAAAUCGAUGAUCCACCUGUCUGCGCCGACUCGAGUUGGGGACUGUAUAACUACAGUGGGUAUUUCUGUUGCGAGGGCGACACGCAGGGGUUUGGUGUCAAGGGAGAGACGUGGGUGGGAUGCGCCGCGCAGGAUUAUCCCGGAAACGCGAAGUAUUCCGCCUUGAAUCUGAUCGCUCAAGAAACUGGAACAACGACCGCGAUCGCGACGACGACUGCGGCUACUACUGCGAGCGCGGGAACAGGGACUGUAGCGAGUGUGACGACCCCUCCGACUUCUUCAUCCUUGACUGCGACAGCGAGCGCUGUACCAACAUCGCAUGGAACGAAUUCUGGGGCGAUUGCUGGCGGUGUCGUCGGAGGGGUGCUGGGUGUCGCUGCUAUCGCGGCAGGGCUUUGGUUUUUCUUGCGACGCCGCAAGACGCAAACUCCGCAGCAGCCUGUGUCGCAAGCACAGCACUCUGAAUAUAUGUAUGCGGCUGAAGAUUCGAAUUUCAGUGAGCUUAACGCGGAACCCGACCGGAUCGAGCUCGUGGGACACAAGAAUCAACUGAGGCACGAGUUGCCUGGAUAG
Messenger RNA from Aspergillus homomorphus CBS 101889, 765 nucleotides. RefSeq lists its product as uncharacterized. The record is from RefSeq and is a predicted model, not a curated record. Bases 1 to 765 code for a protein of 254 amino acids. Lineage: Eukaryota; Fungi; Ascomycota; Eurotiomycetes; Eurotiales; Aspergillaceae. The transcript is spliced from 2 exons.